GCGAUGCGGAGGCUGCAGGUGGUCCUGGGCCACCUGAAAGGUCGGCCUGACUCGGACUCGGUACCUGAGCUGCAGGCAGCACCGUGCUUAAGCGGCGCCUCGCGGUCCUCGCCUGCGGACGUGGUGGUAGUACAUGGGCGGCGCACCGCCAUCGGCCGAGGGGGCCGCGGCGGCUUCAAGGACACCACCCCGGAUGAACUGCUCUCAGCUGUCAUGACCGCUGUUCUCCAGGACGUCAAACUAAGCCCAGCAGAGCUAGGGGACAUCUGCGUGGGAAAUGUGCUUCAGCCAGGGGCCGGGGCAGUCAUGGCUCGAAUUGCUCAGUUUCUGAGUGACAUCCCAGAGACUGUACCUUUGUCUACUGUCAAUAGACAGUGUUCUUCUGGACUGCAGGCAGUGGCCAGCAUAGCCGGUGGCAUCAGAAAUGGGUCUUAUGACAUUGGCAUGGCCUGUGGUGUGGAGUCCAUGUCCUUGGCUGACAGAGGGAACCCUGGAAAUAUUACUUCGCGCUUGGUAGAAAAGGAGAAGGCCAGAGACUGCCUGAUUCCUAUGGGGAUUACAUCAGAGAAUGUGGCCGAGCGGUUUGGUGUUUCCCGGGAGAAGCAGGACACCUUUGCACUGGCUUCCCAACGGAAGGCAGCCAGAGCCCAGAGCAAGGGCUGCUUUCAGGCUGAGAUUGUACCCGUGACAACGAUAGUCCACGAUGACAAGGGCACCGAGAAGAGCAUCACCGUGGCCCAAGAUGAGGGCAUCCGUGCCAACACCACCAUGGAGGGCCUGGCCAAACUGAAGCCUGCCUUCAAGAAGGGUGGCUCUACCACAGCUGGAAAUUCUAGCCAGGUGAGCGAUGGGGCAGCUGCCAUCCUGCUGGCCAGAAGGUCCAAGGCAGAGGAGUUGGGCCUUCCUAUCCUUGGGAUCCUGAGGUCCUAUGCAGUGGUUGGGGUCCCACCGGACAUCAUGGGCAUUGGGCCUGCCUAUGCCAUCCCUGAAGCUUUGAAGAAAGCAGGGCUGACAGUGCAUGAUGUGGACAUCUUUGAGAUCAAUGAGGCCUUUGCAAGCCAGGCCGUCUACUGUGUGGAGAAGCUAAGACUCCCCCCAGAAAAGGUGAAUCCGCUGGGGGGUGCAGUGGCUUUGGGACACCCACUGGGCUGCACUGGGGCACGACAGGUCAUCACACUGCUCAACGAGCUGAAGCGUCGUGGGAAGAGGGCAUAUGGGGUGGUAUCCAUGUGCAUCGGCACCGGAAUGGGAGCUGCUGCCGUCUUUGAGUACCCUGGGAACUGAGGCCUCCGGCAGCUGCUAACCAGAUAGUCCUGCUCUGGCAGCAAGAGACCAACA
Messenger RNA from Chrysochloris asiatica (Cape golden mole), 1338 nucleotides. RefSeq names its product acetyl-CoA acyltransferase 1 (gene ACAA1). Gene Ontology annotation, cellular component: peroxisome. Gene Ontology annotation, molecular function: acetyl-CoA C-acyltransferase activity. Bases 4 to 1284 code for a protein of 426 amino acids. The transcript is spliced from 12 exons. Gene Ontology annotation, biological process: phenylacetate catabolic process; fatty acid beta-oxidation. The record is from RefSeq and is a predicted model, not a curated record. Lineage: Eukaryota; Metazoa; Chordata; Mammalia; Afrosoricida; Chrysochloridae.